This is a messenger RNA of Bactrocera oleae (olive fruit fly), 1296 nucleotides long. RefSeq lists its product as uncharacterized. Gene Ontology annotation, cellular component: plasma membrane. The record is from RefSeq and is a predicted model, not a curated record. Gene Ontology annotation, biological process: neuropeptide signaling pathway. Lineage: Eukaryota; Metazoa; Arthropoda; Insecta; Diptera; Tephritidae. Gene Ontology annotation, molecular function: neuropeptide receptor activity.
AUGAUUUUUUACAUCAACCAUGCUGAUUUUCUGUAUUUACUUUCUUUAUCCGCACACAUAGAUAACAGCUUCAUCGAAGACAUUUCACACAAGUCCUUUUCGACUGCAGCAGGGAAAACGCCAGAAAACUUAUUUGAUUUGCGUGCGCUGUCGUGCGUGGAUGCGGCAAAGCCACAAAUGGACUUACAACAAAAGAACUCGAGAGAAAUUCGAAAUAAUACAGCAAGACAACAGCACGGUUACAGCAACAAUGAUAAUAAGAGUGAGCCAUCAAUACAUGCCGUACAGCAGCAUCCGCAUCAGCAGCAUAGGCAGUCUCGUUUGACACUACGUUCCAAUUUCCCGCAUCAUAACAGUAAUCAGCAGCAACACUUUUGGAAACAAACUCCGCUGCAACUACAACAACAAUAUUUGAUUGAAGAUCGUCGAAAAUUCGACUCCUCACCAACCAUACGAAAUUCUGAAUCCGCGCUGAGAAGGUCCAACGAGGCGAAAAAUCUGGAAAGUAAAAAACGAGUUGUCAAAAUGCUUUUCGUUUUGGUGCUGGAGUUCUUUAUAUGCUGGACGCCACUUUAUGUGAUCAACACCAUUGCCAUGUUUAUCGGCCCAGCUAUUUACGAGUAUAUCGACUACACAUCUAUCUGCUUUUUUCAAUUGCUCGCGUACUCCUCAAGCUGCUGCAACCCUAUAACGUAUUGUUUUAUGAAUGCCAGCUUUCGGCGUGCAUUUCUCGACACAUUCAAAGGGCUGCGUAUGAGCAGCGGCACUAGCAGAAGGAUUGGCGAAGCAGACUUCAGCAGUUGUGUCAAACGACGAAAGCGGACGACCGGUGGUGGUGACAGUGUCAGCUGCACGCAGUUUCCAGCUCUCGCCACAAACAACUCAAUUUUAUUGACCAAUAAUACAAUUAUUGUCCCGAACAUCAACACAGCAAUGCAGAACUCACAGAUACCACAGAGUAAUUGAGGUUAUGAACUGAAAAACGGGAAAUGGCGUUUGUAGAUUAACUGUAGUGCGGGUCUGAAUACAUAUGUAUGUGUGAAUGGGCUCCACAAAAUCGGAAUUUCCAACAAUUUAAAAUAUCAACAAAUUAGGAAGAGCAUUCGGAUGCUGCCAAGUAUACUCCCGGAAUUUUUAAGAAUCAAUGUCGUUAUAAAUAAGUCCAAAUGUUAGCAAAACUUUAUUAUAAACAAUAAACAACGUUUACUUCGGUUGCAACUACAAUACCCUUCACAUAAUGUAAAGAUUCCGUACAACAACUUUGUUCUGACAGUUUAUAUGGCAGCUAUACGCUAA